Molecule: messenger RNA, 2986 nt
Organism: Salvelinus fontinalis (brook trout)
Lineage: Eukaryota; Metazoa; Chordata; Actinopteri; Salmoniformes; Salmonidae
Product: zinc finger and SCAN domain-containing protein 2-like
Exons: 2
Coding region: 362-1912 (516 amino acids)
Biological process (GO): negative regulation of transcription by RNA polymerase II
Molecular function (GO): DNA-binding transcription repressor activity, RNA polymerase II-specific
Source: RefSeq, a predicted model, not a curated record
AAAUAAUCUUUGUCUGAAAAUAAAAUAUGAUCCUCAACUGCGUUUCCCCUCCAGUCAGCAGACGGCGAUGUGCGUCUUUCAGGCGACGCUGCCAGCGUGACGUAUAAUCUAGUGGACGGUUCUUCAUAAACAGCUCGUCAACCACCUCGGUAGCUUGCUAGCCAACAUAGCCGAAAGAUUCAAGCUAUUUAUACGCUUUCGGUGUAUAUUAGCUACUGUGUUUUCGACACACUUAGGUCGUAUCUACUUGUUAACCUAUUUAAUAUUACGUUAUUUUGUAUUAGUCAGCUAUAGUAGCUGGCUGGUUAAGUUACCACUAGCCUAGUCGCUAAUGAUAGCUAGCUAGCUAACAUCCCCGACCAUGAGGUCAGUAAGCUUCUCCCCUCCUGUUAAAGAAGAGGUCUGCUGGACGGAGAAAGAAGCUCUGGGGCUGAACAUUGUCGUGAAAGAGGAGAAGGAAGAGGAGAAUGUCACAGUUAAAAAAGAAGAGAAAGACGUUUCAGUGAAAGAAGAGGAAGACGCGUUCAGAGUGAAAGAGGAGGAGGAGGAUGUUACAGUGAAAGAAGAGGAGGAAGAGAAAGAGGAGGAUGCAGUUUUUGGAGUGAAGAAGGAAGGGGAGAUUACUGUCACAUUGAAAGAUGAAGAGGAGAUAGGAGAUCUGAGUAACACCAGAGAGAGACGGGACUACCGUGGGUCUUCUGGGGAGCCUCAACAACCUCAUGAUGCUGACAAGGCAGAGAAGAGUCUCUCCACAUCAGAACACCUCAAGAAACACCUGCAGAGAUCCACAGGGAAGAAACCUCGCUGCUGCUCUGACGGUGGGAAGAGAUUCACCUCCUCAGCAGGCAUUAAAAUUCAUCAGAGAAUCCACACAGUGGAGAAACCUUAUAGCUGUACUCAAUGUGGGAAGAGUUUUACCCAUUCAACCAGCCUGAUAUCACACCAGAGAACACACACAGGAAAGACAUCUUACAUCUGUAGCUGUGGUAUAUGUGGGAAGAGUUUUACUCGGCUAAGCACCCUGAUAUCACACCAGAGAACACACACAGGAGAGAAACGAGAGAAACCGUAUAGCUGUGAUGAAUGUGGGAAGAGUUUUUAUACAUCUAGCCAUCUUAUUGUACACCAAAGAACACACACAGGAGAGAAACCGUAUAGUUGUACUCAGUGUGGGAAGAGUUUUUUUACAUCUAGCUAUCUGAAGAGGCACCAGAGAACACACACAGGAGAGAAACCUUUUAGCUGUACUCAAUGCGGUAAGAGUUUUACUCAGCUAAGCAACCUGAUAUCACACCAGAGAACACACUCAGGAGAGAAACCGUAUAGCUGUAAUGAAUGUUGGAAGAGUUUUACUCACCUAAGCAGCCUGACAUCACACCAGAGAACACACACAAGAGAUAAACCAUAUAGCUGUCAUGAAUGUGAGAAGAGUUUUAUUAGCCUAAGCAGCCUGAUGUCACACCAGAGAACACACACAGGAGAGAAACUUUAUAGCUGUACUCAAUGUGGGAAGAGUUUUAAUACAUCCAGCAUUCUGACUAGACACCAGAGAACACACACAGGAGAGAACCCGUUUAGCUGUGAUCAAUGUGGGAAGAGUUUUACUCAGCUAAGCGGCAUGAUAUCACACCGGAGAACACACACGGGAGAGAAACCAUAUAGCUGUGAUCAAUGUGGGAAGAGUUUUGCUACAUCUGGCCAGCUGACUUCACACCAGAUAACACACACAGGAGAGAAACGUUAUAGCUGUGAUCAAUGUGGGAAGAGUUUUGUUCAAUCUGGCAAUCUAAAAGUUCACCAGAGAACACACACAGGAGAGAAAUCUUAUAGCUGUAAUCAAUGUGACAAGAGAUACUCUAAUAAAAGGUGUCUGAUCAAACAUCAGAAAAUACAUGAAGGAGUUGUUUCAUGAUAUCAAUAAAAUGAUGUCACAAUGUAGAAUGUUGUAGGAGUAUUUUAAUGAUGUCACAAUGUAGAACCCUAAAUAUUUGUCCCCUGUUCUAUUAAUUUCAACAUGAUAUGGAUAUUAGCCUCAGGGGGAAAAUCCAGGCUCUGAAAUGGAAGAGUACUAUUUAUGUGAUUUAACAAAAAGUGAAUACCACAAAAAGAGCUGUGUUACACUUACCACGUUGGUGACCCACUUGAAUCAAAAUGCAACACUUCAAAAUGUAGCUAAUUGUUUACCACAAAUUGUCCUCUAAUCAGGGAUGUACACAUUACUCCCAGAUUCUGUGUGGUUUUUGAGCUGUUAGUUUUAACAGGACGUGCAACCUCAUCUCCCUCCUGUCACACAGUUGAUUUCAACAUGAUAUCGAUGAGUGAUGACAAAUAAGUGUUGUGUUCCUUUCUUUAGCGACCCCUACAUUUAAAUGCAUCACUCCAAUAUGUAGCUGACUGUCUUCUGCAGGUUGUCCACUAAUCAGUGAGGUAAAAUAUAUCUCCCAUUUCCAUGUGUUUUUUUGUUGUGUUAGUUUCAACAGCACGUACAACCUGAUUUCCCCCCUAAUUAAUAUCAGUGAUUUAUUGCUACUUGUCAAAACAACAGCGUUUUUGGUGCUUGUGCAGUUAAUAAGGAGCUUGUUUAAAAAAUACAAGUAAUGUGAUUAUUGUGGCAGUUUGUGUAUAUCGUACAUUUUAUGUUUAGGUUUUCAAUAUAUCACAAACUGUUUCUGCAUAUUGGUUAUUGAUUUAGACACAUUAUAACUGUGUUUUGACAUUGGCCCACUGUUCCUAGGCCGUCGUUGUUAAAUAAAAAGUAGAGUUCUAGAAUCUAGUGAGUUUAAGGAUUCUAUAGAAAGAAAAAUGCUGCCAUUUUAAUAUUUGAGAAAUUAACCAAUGAUAUUAGGCCACUCUUGGCCAUGAUUACAGACACCUGUGUGUCUUGACGCUAUAUAUAAACGAGUCAACCCGCAGUGUCUGUGAUUGUACCUUGAUGAAGACAGCUUGCCUGUCGAAACGUUGGUAAAUUAAAUAUUUUUUCAUCUGA